GCGCGCGAGGCCGCCUUGCCCUUCUCCCAAUGGCGGGCGGCGGGCCCUUUCCCGGCAGCCUCCCCAGGGCAGGGAGCGCGUCAUUUCCGGUGGGGAAGACCCGCGGCCUCCGCCGCCAUUUCGGGCGCUGCUGUGAGGUUGAAACCGGAGCCGGUCUGCUGGGCGGCGGGCGCCGUGGGCAGGAGGGGCGCGCGCGGCGCGGCAGCCCAGCGUGUAGGCGCGGAGGCAGCCAUGGCGGGCAACUUCGACUCGGAGGAGCGGAGUAGCUGGUACUGGGGGCGUCUGAGUCGGCAGGAGGCGGUGGCGCUGCUGCAGGGCCAGCGGCACGGGGUCUUCCUGGUGCGGGACUCGAGCACCAGCCCCGGGGACUAUGUACUCAGCGUGUCCGAGAACUCGCGCGUCUCCCACUACAUCAUCAACAGCAGCGGCCCGCGCCCGCCGGUGCCGCCGUCGCCCGCGCAGCCGCCGUCCGGGGUGAGCCCCUCCAGACUCCGAAUAGGAGAUCAAGAGUUCGAUUCAUUGCCUGCUUUACUGGAAUUCUACAAAAUACACUAUUUGGACACUACAACGUUGAUAGAACCGGUUUCCAGAUCCAGGCAGGGUAGUGGAGUGAUUCUCAGGCAGGAGGAGGCGGAGUAUGUGCGAGCCCUCUUUGACUUUAAUGGGAAUGAUGAAGAAGAUCUUCCCUUUAAGAAAGGAGACAUCCUGAGAAUCCGGGAUAAGCCUGAAGAGCAGUGGUGGAAUGCGGAGGACAGCGAAGGCAAGAGGGGGAUGAUCCCGGUCCCUUACGUCGAGAAGUAUAGACCUGCCUCCGCCUCAGUGUCGGCUCUGAUUGGAGGUAACCAGGAGGGUUCCCACCCGCAGCCACUGGGUGGGCCGGAGCCGGGGCCCUAUGCGCAACCCAGCGUCAACACUCCGCUUCCUAACCUCCAGAAUGGGCCCAUAUAUGCCAGGGUUAUCCAGAAGCGAGUCCCCAAUGCCUACGACAAGACAGCCUUGGCUUUGGAGAGACGGGUUUCACCAUGUUGCUUGGGCUGGUCUCAAACUUCUGAGCUGAGGGAAUCCAUCCACCUGUGUCAAGGUCGGUGAGCUGGUAAAGGUUACGAAGAUUAAUGUGAGUGGUCAGUGGGAAGGGGAGUGCAAUGGCAAACGAGGUCACUUCCCUUUCACACAUGUUCGUCUGCUGGAUCAACAGAAUCCCGAUGAGGACUUCAGCUGAGUAGAGCUCAACAGUUUUGCUGACACAUGGGAACAAUCUUUUUUUUUCUAACUGCCAUCUAUACAAUUUUCUUACAGAUGUCAAAAGCAGUCUUGUUUAUAUAAGCAUUCUGUUACCUGUGAUCUUUUUUAGACUGAACAACUCCAUUCCUAGUCUUACUUAGCACAUUCAGGGUACGAACUGGAGGGCUGUGUGUUAGCUUCUGAAUUGGCGAUUUGAGGAGGUAGUGGCGGUGCCUGUGUGUAUCAGGAGGGAGAGGUGUCUUGCCUCCUUUCAGGCAGUGCAGAUCACCUGUGGAAAACCGACGGACAGGAAAGAGUUACACACUGCUUACCCUGAUUUAUUCAGUGGUUCUGUUUUCAUUCUGGAACCAUACUGUCGAAUGGCAACAGACUGUUCCCUUCUACUCCCACGAAGUAAUCAUGCACCGUGUGAAUAGUAUGGAGCAGGACUGCUUUCAUUUAUGGAACGUGACCAUUGUAUGACUCAUUGUGACACUGCAGACCCUAAGAAUUCUAAGAACACUACUAGAAGCAUUUGUCUUCCUUCUUAGUCAGUGCUUCAUACUAUUUCUUGAGAUUCUUUUAGCCCUUGUCAUUCUUUUCCCCCAAACCUGUAAGUAGGUUAAUUCCUAAGGUGAGUUUGUAUUUUCAUUCCAGGUGACAAGCAGGAUGUACCGAGUACUUUAUUCAGUGCAUAGCUUUAAGGCAGUGUUGGAUUCACUAAGUGGACAGCCAGUCUCCCAGCUCUCUGCCUUUCCCAAAAGGGUCGUGGUAGGUCACCCUUCUACAGCAGCUCAACAGAGUCUUAACUAAUGGGAUCCAACAGGGCCGUUUCUGCCGAGUACCAGUAUCCUAUCAGGAGACUCUUGGAAUUCUUAGGUUCUGCUUGGAGUGGAAGGACCAAUCACCUCUAAUAGUCCGUGGAAGGUUUUGAGGCCAAAUUCUGCCCUCUGUAUUCUGUGCAACUUGUAUGAAAGUCAAGUUAGUAUUAAAUGAGUUUGGGGUAGGGUUAGUGCUUUGAAAAGUGUUAGAAGCAAUCGUGAGUUACUUACGUAUCCCUCACGUCUUAUGGGCAGAGUGAUGCUAUUGAAGUACAUUACAUUAUAAACUGCCUUCAUUUCUGGUUCUUUCUGUUCAUGUUCAGGUUUUGUUUACAAACCCAUUUAAGUAUGGAAUGAUUUAUAUGGGGUCAGGUGCUCCAAAAAAUAGACAGAUGAGACCAAAAAUGAUCUAGGCAAUUUAGACCACGGCAUGAAACUUCCAAGUGAGUUCUCAGUCCGUAAAGGCACUUACUGGUCUAUGGUAUGGUAUGACAAUAGAAACACCUUUGGACCUCAUUUUGGAAGGAGAAUCUACCUUUCUAAUUGUUCUGCAUAGGUGAAUAUGAUAAAUUAGCAUUCUUUGAACAUUCAACAAAUCAUGGUAUCCCAGGGACUGGCGCAUUGCCUGACACACAGUCAGCAUGCACGUGCCUGAAUGAAUGAGGAGACUGAGAAGCUGGUUUCGUGGCACAGGAUCCCCACAUGGCCACAAGCAGACUGAUGCGUUGACACUAAUUUAAUAUAUUUUUACCUCACACUAAGGUAAUGCUUGAUAAAGACAUUAGCACAGUGCUCUGCACACAGUGGGUGCUCAGUAAUGUUGAGUGAACAAAUCCCUGAUACUAGAUGUCAUCCAUCUGACUGCUUUGUUAACUUUCCAGUUAGAGCAUAGAUACUGUAAAAUCGAGAUACACCUAAAUCUUGUUUUCCUGAAAGUAUGCCAUCUAAAAUAUUUGUAGAAAAGCCUCGUCACAACUGAUUUGAAUGUUUGUAUUUUCUUUUCCUUCCACUUUGGUCUUGGCUUGUCGUGUCUCUUUUCAUCAUACAUAAUCUCAGCGGAGCAUGCAGCGCCACUCACGUCCUGAGGCCCCUCAGUGGGCGUGGUCCAGAGCCCCUGAUGAACUGCUGGGUUCGAUUGGGCUGCAUGUGGCAGUUCCUGCACCUCAAGAAAUCAAAGGAUGUCUUACAUAUGUCUUCCAAAAAAAGAGCAAAUGCUGAAAUCCUACUGGCAAAGUAAACCGAAAUUGGCUGCUAUAUUUUAUAUAAUCAUUUCUGCAAAUCCCGUUUUUUGAAUACUAAUAUUUGACAUGGUUAAUUCUUAUUAAUUUGUUGGAAUUGUUUAUUGUUAAUAAUGCAAAUAGAUAAUUUUUAAUUAUCCACAAGUAACAUUUCACUAUUAACGGUUUGAAAUAGGUGAUAAGCAAACCAAUUUGAAAUAAAGUAUAAACAUGUGCCAUUGUAUUAUAACACUAUACACUUUCUUGACAGUUAAAUUUUAAAAAAAAAUUUUUUUUUGUAGCAUGUAUUGUAUAUGUUUAUAGUAUAUGUAGUAAAUAAAAAUAUGGCCAAA
Callithrix jacchus (white-tufted-ear marmoset) is the source of this 3612-nucleotide messenger RNA. It is a transcript of the gene CRK, whose product is annotated as CRK proto-oncogene, adaptor protein. Gene Ontology annotation, cellular component: cytoplasm. The record is from RefSeq and is a predicted model, not a curated record. Gene Ontology annotation, molecular function: signaling adaptor activity; receptor tyrosine kinase binding. Gene Ontology annotation, biological process: cell migration; enzyme-linked receptor protein signaling pathway. NCBI's taxonomy places the organism in Eukaryota, Metazoa, Chordata, Mammalia, Primates, Cebidae.